GCUGCAUCACCGGAGUUCUUCCUUGCUUCUUAGCCUCAGUAAAAUACAACUUUGCAACAUUGCAAGUGAGGUCGCGUUCGUUUAAAGUCGACCGAAUUUUUGGAGACGAGAAAACACCCCACAGAGGCUAUUUAUUGGAAUUUACCAACAUACAAGCCAGGUGACUUUGGCCUUUUAUUUUCCUGAUGGACGGCGUUGCAGUCGCUCUUUAGUGGAAAAAUACUAUUUCGAUUCUUUCCAAGAUCAGACAUUAAGAGUGCCAAGAAGAUGCAGAAGCACGUGGAGGUCAGGAUAGACGAGGGCCACUUGGAGCCCACAGUGGACGCGACAGACAGCAUAUGCAGCACUCUCUGUGAUAAGGUCAUGAAGAACAUGGUUCUCACGCUCACAAUUCUCGGGGUGUUUCUCGGCUCCAUUGCUGGAAUGUUGCUGCGGCACAUAUCGCCUCUCCCUCCUGAUGUUAUUUUGAUCAUAAGCUUCCCGGGGGAGAUCCUAAUGAGGAUGCUGAAGAUGCUUAUUUUGCCUCUUGUUGUUUCCAGUCUUGUCACAGGACUGGCGGGCUUGGACGCUAAAUCCAGCGGCCGUUUAGGCACCAGAGCCAUGGUUUACUACAUGACGACGACGGUGAUUGCAGCUGUCUUGGGGGUGAUCCUGGUGCUGCUCAUCCAUCCCGGGAACCCCAAGCUGAAGGCCAACCUGGGCCAGGGAAAGAAGAACGACGAUGUUUCCAGUAUGGACGCUUUAUUCGAUCUCAUCCGGAACCUGUUCCCAGAAAACUUAGUGCAAGCCUGCUUCCAACAGAUACAAACUGUGACCAGCAAAAUCCCCGUGCCAACCAACAGAACCAAAGCACCCCCGCAGUUCACAGUCAAGAGGUCCCUCCAGUUCAAGAGUGGGAUGAAUGUUCUUGGUUUAAUUGGAUUCUUUGUUGCUUUCGGAGUCAUCAUGGGGAAAAUGGGGGAAAAAGCCAAGUUGAUGCUGGAGUUCUUCAACGUCCUGAACGAGAUCAUCAUGAAGAUUGUCGGUGCGAUUAUGUGGUACUCGCCUUUUGGUAUCGCCUGCCUGAUCUGCGGGAAGAUCAUCUCCAUUGCCGACCUCGAAGUGGUCGCCCGGCAGCUGGGGAUGUACAUGGUCACCGUCAUCGUGGGCCUCAUCAUCCACGGAGGCAUCUUCCUCCCACUGAUAUAUUUUGUGAUAGUCAGACAAAACCCUUUCAAGUUCUUCAUGGGAAUAUUCCAGGCCUGGGUCACGGCUCUUGGAACGGCAUCCAGCGCCGGAACCUUGCCGGUCACGUUCCGAUGUCUGGAGGAGAACCUGAAAAUUGACAAGAGAGUAACGCGUUUCGUCCUCCCCGUGGGCGCCACCAUCAACAUGGACGGCACCGCGCUCUACGAGGCCGUGGCUGCCAUUUUCAUCGCUCAGAUGAACGGCAUCGAACUCGACUGGGGCCAGAUUGUCACAGUCAGUAUGACGGCUACCCUGGCCAGUGUGGGAGCGGCCAGUAUCCCGAGCGCCGGACUGGUCACCAUGCUGCUCAUCCUCACAGCAGUGGGUCUGCCCACUCAGGACAUCAGCCUCCUGGUGGCUGUGGAUUGGCUCCUGGAUCGAUUCCGUACUUCAGUCAACGUGGUGGGCGACUCGUACGGCGCCGGUAUCGUGUACCAUCUUUCCAAAGACGAGCUGGACUCCUUCGACGCCCAGCAAAGCAGGCUGGACGACUUCGAGAUGGCUAAAACGAAAUCCUUCUUUGAAAAUAACGCCAACCAGAACGUUUACGCUCACCACAACUCACUCUUGAUAGACGACUGCAAGGUCACCAUGGGCAAAAAUGGCAAGACUUCAGGGUUCUCUCUUGUCGAAGAGGAACCGUGGAAAUGCGAGUAAAGCAGACCCCGGAUGCUGCUGCGCCUUACCUUGAGUUCCACGAGCGUUUUCCUUUUGAUGACAAAACCGUACACAGAAUACCACAGUGACAAUUUUUUUUUUUUUUUUUCAUUUUGGAUAGCUUCACGGCAUUUAGAUUGUGCUUUUUUUGCACGGAAUUUCAACGAAGCGGUGCAUUUUCAGCACCGACAGAAAAAAGAAGGUUGAGAAGACUCGGGGCCUUACUCGGUGCGAGCUUCCUGUUUUGUCAACUGCAGAAUUCUACGACCUUUUGUAACAUCUCACGACACUUUUGUAUUCAAACUCUUUGUGCUGCGUUGAUAGCCGAGAUACUCUUUCAUGGACAAUGGCUGUGCCAGUUUAGUAAGAAGACUAAACUAUUUUGCAGACGAUAUGAAAGUUGUGUAAAAUGAUCCGGCUUUAGAAUUUUUGAUGCUUCGAAUGUGUAUUUUCUUUUUUUUUCAGUUCGGGGUAAUGGCUACGACAAAUGUUAUAGAAAUGUUGACUGUAGGUUUGAAAUGAAAACACGGUCCAUAGGUUGGUCUUUGGGGUAAUUAUUUGAGAUCUCGAAUAACAUCAGUUUACAGAGGAAGAAACCAAGAAGAGAGAGACAAAGAGGGAUGGUAGGGGUUGGUCAAAGUGUACCGUCCUGGGAGGGGGAAGGUGUUGUGAUCCGGUUCCCCGAUCACAUCUUUAGUCUACACUGCAAAAAGUCAGUGUUCGAAAAAAAGAAAAAAAAAUACAAAAAUGAGGGGUAUUUUACUUGAACUAAGCAAAAUUAUCUGCCAAUAGAACAAGAAAAUUUGGCUAGUCAAGACUUUCCGAAACAAGUAAAAUUGGCUAACUUCAAUGAACCCAAAAAUACCUCAAAAUAAGUAUAUUCUCACUAAUAACAAGUGUACUAUCAAUCAAUCAAUCAAUGUUUACUUAUAUAGCCCUAAAUCACUAGUCUCAAAGGGCUGCACAAACCACCACGACAUCCUCGGUAGGCCCACAUAAGGGCAAGGAAAACUCACACCCAGUGGGACGUCCUUGACAAUAAUGACUAUGAGAACCUUGGAGAGGAGGAAAGCAAUGGAUGUCGAGCGGGUCUAACAUGAUACUGUGAAAGUUCAAUCCACAAUGGAUCCAACAUAGUCGCGAGAGUCCAGUCCAAAGCGGAUCCAACACAGCAGCGAGAGUCCCGUUCACAGCGGAGCCAGCAGGAAACCAUCCCAAGCGGAGGCGGAUCAGCAGCGCAGAGAUGUCCCCAGCCGAUACACAGGCAAGCAGUACAUGGCCACCGGAUCGGACCGGACCCCCUCCACAAGGGAGAGUGGGACAUAGAAGAAAAAGAAAAGAAACGGCAGAUCAACUGGUCUAAAAAGGGAGUCUAUUUAAAGGCUAGAGUAUACAAGGAUCGGACCGGACCCCCUCCACAAGGGAGAGUGGGACAUAGAAGAAAAAGAAAAGAAACGGCAGAUCAACUGGUCUAAAAAGGGAGUCUAUUUAAAGGCUAGAGUAUACAAAUGAGUUUACUACAGUAUUUGAGUACAAAUUUUCAAUUGUUUCAUUAAAAUAAAAACGGCAAAGUCUAUUUGGCUGUCAUCUGUUUUUAAUAUGAGAAACAAUUGUGUCAAAGUCACGAUUUUGUUUUAUAUUCUUGAAAUAAGAAUUUCUUACUUUAAAAAGUAGUUUUAUACUUGUAAAUGUUGAUGACACGGCUUUGCAACAUUUGAUAUUCUCGUUUCAAACAUGUUUUACUCAAUAUAGGUCAUCGAAUCUCAGCUACAAGCUGUAAUAUCUUACUGAGAUCAUUUAGGACCUAAACACUUAAAACAAGUAAAAAAAACUCUAACAUAAAAUCUUAUGUAUGGCCGCGCAAGUCCCGGGAUGCCCUAAAUGUUCACAACACAUCCAGCCGAGUCCCAUGGGGGAGGGGGAUGAAAGUUGGAAAAGUCAGCAAAAGUCCCAAAAAGGUUAAAAAUACCUACACAGGUUCGAGUCCCACAAGUUCCUCCGCCGCCCGGGAUGCCCAAAAUGUCCAAAACACGCCCAGCAAAGUCCCACAGGAAGGUGGGGAGGAAAGUGAGAAAAGUCGGCGAAAUGUUCAAAAGUCCCACCCGGUUUCGAGUGUGCACUCAAUCAAUCAAUCAAUCAAUGUUUAUU
Molecule: messenger RNA, 4032 nt
Organism: Nerophis ophidion (straightnose pipefish)
Lineage: Eukaryota; Metazoa; Chordata; Actinopteri; Syngnathiformes; Syngnathidae
Product: excitatory amino acid transporter 2-like
Exons: 12
Coding region: 268-1884 (538 amino acids)
Biological process (GO): L-glutamate transmembrane transport
Cellular component (GO): plasma membrane
Molecular function (GO): L-glutamate transmembrane transporter activity; neutral L-amino acid transmembrane transporter activity; glutamate:sodium symporter activity
Source: RefSeq, a predicted model, not a curated record